Molecule: messenger RNA, 2065 nt
Organism: Drosophila yakuba
Lineage: Eukaryota; Metazoa; Arthropoda; Insecta; Diptera; Drosophilidae
Gene: wkd
Product: TBC1 domain family member whacked
Exons: 4
Coding region: 311-1402 (363 amino acids)
Source: RefSeq, a predicted model, not a curated record
UUGCUUCGUUGCCAUCGCCAAUCUCGCUCUCCCUUAUUUUGCAUAGAAAAUAAACAAAAAGCUCUGCUGAAAUAAUGUUUUCACAAUAAAAUCCAACACAUUUGUGCUGGCGCAAGUGUGUGGUGGAUAAACCAAACGAAAAAGAAACCUAAAAUCGCUUAACACUAAAAUAUCGCCUAUUGCGCAUUCCACGGCAGCAACAAUACCAGUAGAGGCAGCAGCAACAGCAACAACAACAACAACAACGAGAACAGCAUAGCAAAAGUGCUUUCAGUUCACCGCCGUUGCAGCCGGAGAGCUGGCGUUGGCGAUGGCCACGGCACCGCGAUCCCUGGACACCAUCUCCCUCUGCUCGACCGUUUCCAGCUGCCCGGACCGAAAUGGCUUCUAUGGCGGUUUCCAGCGCACAGACAAGCCCAAGGAGCCGCUGUCCAAGGCGCAGAUCAUCGCGCGGGAGAAAAAGUGGCUCUACAUGAUCGACAACUGGUCCAUUUACAUGUCCAAAAACUACAAAAAGAUCCGAGAUCGCUGUCGCAAGGGCAUACCAAAGUCGGUGCGACCCAAGGCCUGGUUCUAUUUAUCGGGGGCGUAUCUGCUAAAGAAGAAGAACCCAAACGUGUACAACGAGCUUCUGGAAAAGCCCGGUAACCCGACGACCAUCGAGGAGAUCAAGAAGGACAAGCAUCGCCAGUUCCCGUUCCAUGAAAUGUUUCUCGACGAGCAGAAGGUCGGACAAAUCGAACUCUUUAAUGUGCUAAAGGCCUACUCGAUAUACAAUCCCAAGGUGGGCUUCUGCCAGGCGCAGGCACCGAUAGCAGCGUUCCUAUUGAUGCACCUGCCCGCGGAGGACGCCUUCUGGGUGUUCGUCAGCGUGUGCGAUGUAUACCUGCAGGACUAUUUCAUACCCGGCUUGGAGGUGAUCCAGAACGAUGCUGGCAUCCUGGAGGGUCUGCUAAAGAAGACAUGCCCGCCAGUGUUCCGUCACCUACAGAAGCACAAAGUGGAGCCGCUGCUCUACAUGACCGACUGGUUCCUGUGCGCGAUGACGCGGACUCUGCCCUGGGAGACGCUGCUGCGAGUAUGGGAUUGCUUCCUGGCCGAAGGCAUCCGGGUGAUCUUCAAGGUGGCCCUGGUCAUAAUUGGGGCUUCGCUGAGCCGACAUAAGGUGCGAAAGACGUGCACUGGUCUCUGCGAGACGUUGGCGGUGCUGCGGUCACCCGAGGAGCACAUUGUGGAGGAGGAGUUUAUCAUUAACAAUAUGAUGCGGCUGAAUCUGCGCGUAGAGGACUUCCAGAUCGAGCACACACGCCAAAAGGCUCGACGUGCCAAACAGAAGGCGCAGCAGGAGGCGGAGUCCAGCGGUUCCGGCAACGGACAUCGACGCAAUAUGCCAACGCUGUGAGGAACCGCAACUACUACUACUUCAACAAAUUGUUACUAAACACACAAACAACACACACCAUGCAUAGUUGCAUAAGAUUUGUACGUUUUAAGUCGAAUAGAGGAGGCAGGUCGUGCACAAAGUGGAAGCGAGUGGAUGCGAGUGACCCCGCACUGGUUUAGUCAGUUGGUCAGUCAAUUACGGAGACAUCAUUCCAUGCAAUCAGUUUGCUAAUUUUAAGACCAUUCUUUUGUUGAGCUCAUUCGGGCUGGACUUGUAUCGGUAUUUGUUUUCGUAUUAUUCAUUUAGUGGCAAUUAUUACGAGUGUGCAAUUUGUUUAUGCUUUUCAAAAGUAUUUAUUACAUAUUUAUUAUUAUCGUAUAACACUAAAACCCGUAGCGUUUAGCUAGCGUUGAGUUGAGGACCCCGAACAUAUCGUAUGAUUAUCAUUACCACCCCAAAAUGCAGCUGACCCAAGGACUGGAGGAUCAUAUAGUUUGAAAUUUUGACUACUUUAUCCGUAUUAACUCUGAGACGAGAAUGUUGAUAUUUACCUACGAUAAUGCGUUACGAACGACUUAUGUUGUGCCCCCGAGCCUGAAAAGUUUGGAGAUCAGUUUUGUGACUGGUUUUAGGCAAAAAUAAUAUAAAACUUGAAUACUAAUAAAACAAAAUAUACCGAAA